AUGACUUCAAAAACAGAAGAACUUUACGUAAAAAUGUUUAAACUUUUAAUAGAAUUCUGCAAUGAUAAUAAUCAAAAAAUUAAUGAUAAUCCAGAUUUAGAAAUCGUUACUGAUUUUGAAAAAGGUGCAAUUAAUGCAUUAAAUGAUAUGUUUCCUCUCGCAACACAUUCUGCAUGUUUUUUCCAUUUAUCACAAAACAUUUACAAAAAACUUCAAAGUCUUGGUCUCUCUUCAAGGUAUUCGAACGAUCCAGAAUUCAAUUUAUUAGCAAAGCAAAUACCUGCCUUGGCAUUUUUACCAGCUAAUAUGAUUGUAGAUGGGUGGACACUAUUGAAACCAUUGUUUAAAACCGAAACCAAACAACAAUUAUCACAAUAUUUUGAGGAAACGUAUGUUUUGGGAAAAUCCGGUAUGCGUUUGAGUGGAAGACCAACAAAACAAACCAUGCGUAAUCCACCAAUGUUUCCUCCAGAAAUGUGGUCAGUAGCUGACCGUCUAAAUCUUGGUUUGCCAAGAACCACAAACGUUGCAGAAUCAUGGCACAGAAAAAUAAAUAGAUUAGUUUCUCCUAAUCCAGGUCUAUUAAACUUCAUUAAGUUAAUACAAAAAGUGCAAAAUGAAACAGAAUCAACAAUUGAACAGCUUAUACAAGGACGGAUUUCAAAAAGAGCAAAAAAGAACGUCAAUUUACAAAAUGCUCGCCUUAAAUGUAUUCAACAAAGAAUCUACGAUGACGAUAACUUAGACAAGUUAGAAUUUUUAAAAGGCAUUGCACAUAAUUUAACUUUAUAA
Messenger RNA from Metopolophium dirhodum (rose-grain aphid), 792 nucleotides. RefSeq lists its product as uncharacterized. The record is from RefSeq and is a predicted model, not a curated record. Lineage: Eukaryota; Metazoa; Arthropoda; Insecta; Hemiptera; Aphididae. Bases 1 to 792 code for a protein of 263 amino acids. The transcript is spliced from 3 exons.